Molecule: messenger RNA, 765 nt
Organism: Brugia malayi
Lineage: Eukaryota; Metazoa; Nematoda; Chromadorea; Rhabditida; Onchocercidae
Gene: Bma-ddx-27
Exons: 6
Coding region: 1-765 (254 amino acids)
Molecular function (GO): RNA helicase activity; nucleic acid binding; ATP binding
Source: RefSeq, a predicted model, not a curated record
AUGUUGUAUCCUCCAACUAUUGCGGACGAUGAGGUUGUAGAUGUGCUAGAAUCAACAGAUGAUGAAGUUGAUGAGGGAUUAGAAGUGAAGAAAAAGUGGCAGAAAGGGAUAAGCGAACAUUUUACUGAUGGAUUCGUAUUCGAUUGUGUCAGUGGAGAAGACAAAGAAGUUGAUAUAUUGAAAUGCCUGCAGUCGUAUGUGAAAAAAGGAACCAGCAGUACGUUGGAAGAAAAAAUUGAACGAGAACGCGCAAAACUUCUUGGCUCCGAAUCACUGGAGAAGAUUCCUGAACUUGUGCAGGAAAUGGAAAACAUUUCCGAUAAUGUUCGUGUAAAGCAGCGAAAGAAAAAGCGAUGUUAUGCAACAGAUAGUUUUUUUGAUGAUGUCACAAGUAGUAAAGCGCUAAACGCAGAAAUAGCUAUUGGUUUUGAUCAAAUGAAUCUCUCCAGGGCGCUUCUAAAGGCCAUAACAGCAUGCGGUUUUGCUGAACCUACUCGAAUACAAAGUACAUGCAUACCCCUUGCACUUGCAGGGCGUGAUCUGUGUGCAUGUUCUGCAACAGGAACUGGUAAAACAGUCGCUUUCAUGUUACCAAUUUUAGAGCGUUUAUUGUAUCGACCGCAGCAAAAAUCAGUGACUAGAGUGAUUGUACUAACGCCAACAAGAGAAUUAGCCAUACAGACAUUUCAAGUUAGUCAUCAGCUAUCGAAGUUUAUGAGCAUCGAUAUAUGUUUGUGUGCAGGUUCGUCUUUUUCACAAACAUAG